Messenger RNA from Symbiodinium necroappetens, 4574 nucleotides. NCBI's taxonomy places the organism in Eukaryota, Dinophyceae, Suessiales, Symbiodiniaceae. The record is from the annotation of a GenBank genome assembly.
AUGGAUGAUAGGCUGUGGCGUCUCCUUGAAGAUAGUGGGUGCAUCUGUGUGAGUGAGCUUCGAGUUCAUUUUGCAACCCCUUGGCACCUGGCUUGUUCAGUGGAUAGCUUGGAGGAUGCGACUGUCCUGGCUGAACAGGUUAUGCCCAAGGCUCUAUCUGCUGAGCACAAGAGGAUUGGUGGGCAUGUUUGGAAGUGGAUUUCAGAUAACACCGAUCUCUUGAGUCGGGUGCAAGCCCGGCUACGUUCCAAGGCUACGAGAAUCGAAGCAUCUGCUGGUAGUAAGGUCUCUCCUGGGGAGGUCUUCGAUCAACUCAUGAGCGGGAGCCUCGAACUCUGCAAGCAGACUAGUCGUGCUCAUUCGAGGUGGAUCUCAGGCGGAGCCGGGACUCCGGUUGAGGCGGAGAAGGCUGCAAAGAAGUUCUGGGGCACCGUCUUGGUGCAGAUUAUGGUAGAGGCCCGGCUUCCCAUCGUUGAGAUUCCAGUUGAAAGUGAGGAACAGCGGGUCAUGUAUGCUCUCCGUGCGCUGGGUGCCCGGCGCUCUAAGACUUUGAGGAACCGGGCGAGGACCUGGCGCAAGGCUCGCGAUUGGAUGCAGUCCGUUAAGGGUUAUGUUUUCCCGCGCUCUCCUGCGGAUGUGGUGGAUUACCUUAUCUUCCUGGAGCAGGAGUCUGGCACCAAGAGUUGCAUCACCGAGUUUAUGAGUGCUCUAUCUGUCUUGGAGGAUGCAGGACUCGGGCAGCAGGACCGUACCUUCUUGGUUUUCCAGUCUUCUGCUGAUUUCGAGGAACCCUUUUUCAAGUUCGCCAAGCCGGAAGUCAUCAGCAAUUAUAUGCGUUUGAUUUGGCGCCAACUGAAGGUUCCUUUCAAGAAGCUAGGGGAACCGGCCUGGAAACCGCGCACCGAAAGGGAUCUGCUGGGGACUGAGUGCUAUCUCUUUUGGUCUGGUCACAGCAUGCGCCAUGUGUUACCGACGAUUGCAGCGGUCUUUGGGGUUCCGAAGGAGCAACGUGAUUACCUGGGUCGUUGGCAUGUGGGUUUGCACCAAAGCUCUGACUAUAUUCAUACCUGCCGCCAGAUUGUUCACGACAUUCAGCGUCGAGUGUGUGAUAAGUUGUCUGGUGGCAAGCCUGGGUAUGAUGAGGAAGAGCUGUUUGAGGAUUUCGGGGCUUGGUUGCGCGAACGAGGCCUCGAUCCCGAGCCCUGGGUAAAGCGUCAUGCCAUUUUGCGAACGGUGAAUGGCUGCAAGGUACUCAAUCAGACGUGGCCGUUGCUGAGGGAGUUCGCGGACCGGCCAGACGAUUCUGUCCCGGCCCCACCUGCUUCGAAUACGAGUCAGGACGAGAAAGAAUCGCCCUUUUGGAUUAGCAUCAGCAGGUUCGCUGAAGUUUGGGAGGUCGAUGCCUCAGUCGCUGAUAGCUUUUGCAAGCUUUGUUACAAGAACAAAGAGGGCUCGUCGUCGAGCUCGGGGGAGUCUUCCUCCACAGAUCUGGGUGAGCGCAGUCAGCAUUCACAUGCCUUUCAGCUCCCCAGUGGGGUGUCAGCUCUCAUUGCAAAGAUCAUGGACCCGGCAGCUCAGCGCCGGUACCUGAAGCAUAAUGUUGAUGCAGACUUCGUUUUUCUGCUUGAGGAGCAUGGCGUGGAGCUUGCUUUGCAGUAUGCCAUAGGACAGCAUUACAAGAGCAUUCGCACCUUCGCUGCUUUCACGGAUGACAGAGCGGGGGCACGCACGGCCAUUACGGCCGACUUCGGGGUCAGGCCUGACAGUGCUGCUGAUCGUGCAAAGAUUGCUACUGUCAUCACUGCUUGGGAAGCCUCGAAGCUGAUUCGUGAAGAAGAGGCCAAGGCGGCCAUGCGCAUCGCCUUGGAAACUGUUCGAGGCUACUCUGUUCCAGAAUCUGAAGAGCCUGCGCCUGAGUAUUUGGCACACAAAUUAGAGCAGAUUGAGAAUGGGGAGCCCACCGCGAGUUACCUGGAUGAGGUCAUUUCUCGUAAGGAGUCAAACUCUUUGCAACUGCAAACUUCUUUAGAUAAUCAGGGCCGUCUUCGUGUGAUGCGUCAGAAGCCGAAGGGGCGGCUGCCACAGAACACAGAGGAGCUCCGGGGGAAGCUUCGCUUGGAGGCUGCGACAUGGGUCAUGCUUUCGGCUAAAUGCCGGGGGCGUGCUUAUCUUCAGGAUGUGCAGCUUGCUCAUUUUGAUCGUUACCUGGAGGUUCUUCUUGGUGAUAAAUGCUACAGCAUGCAAGUGGCGACCUCGGCCCCUACCAGUUCUGCUGCUCACGCUGAACGGCAGGCGCUGAAUGUUCCGUGGAAUGUUUUGCUGCAGUACGAAUUUGAACUUCGCAAGUGGGCCAUCAAGGAGGCGCAUCGCGAGGGGGUUUCUCUUGGGGACAAGCUAUAUGAUGCUACCAGGAAUACGGAGCUCAAAGAGCUCCACUUCACCAGUCAGAUUGCUCUCGCCAAAAGAUCUGCUGCGGUUGAUCCCCCUCCUCCCAACAAGUGGCAGCGAAAGGGCAAGGGCGAUAAAGGCGACAAAGGUGGCAAGGACGGCAAGGGAAAUCCCAAGGGGAAGACAGAUGGCAAAAUCAAGAUCGGGGAGGCCUGGUUCGACUUGGUCUCCAAGACUCCGGAUGGUCGUGAACUUUGCUAUGCUUUUAACAUUAAGGCUGCCAGGGCAGUCAUCCGGCGUAUCAGCAUGGUGCACAUGGUGGGUCCUGACUUCGGUCCUUCACGCAAGUCUGAUGUGCGGCACUCCUUAGGCGAGCUCUGCAAGGAACGCGAUAUCACCCUGGAGAUGUUCGAAGUGGACAUUUGCCGGGAUCCGAGCAUGGAUCUUUUGGACUCUUCAGUCGCCGAACGGUGUCUGCGAGAGAUUGAAAACUCAGAGUGGGAUGUAGUCUUGGUGACCCCUCCUUGCAGUACCUUUUCACGCGCGCGCUGCGUGCAGCCUGGACCUCGGCCUCUGAGAUCGCGUCUUUACCCACUGGGUUUUCCAUGGUUAUCUGAUGCACAUCGUACAGUGGUCGAGCAGGGCAAUGAGUUUGUUUCUUUUUCAUUCCGCAUCUGCACAGCCGCACUUUCGAAUUCAAUUCCUUUCUUGCUGGAACAUCCAGAAGACCUGGGGACAACGUCUGCCGGGCACACGCCCGCCUCCAUCUGGCAGCUCCCGGAGGCCUUGGCUCUUUUCACGCAUGAGUCUGUGGUGACCUUUUCAGUGUAUCAAUGUCAGUACGGAGCCGCCUCGCCGAAGCCAACACGUUUUCUCUCGUCCAUACGCUCACUUUUUGGCAUGUCACAUGUGGGUCCGCCGCGAUUUGAUGCAACUGGCCGCUACCUCGGCCCGCUUCCCCGCUAUUGUGGACAUCGCCACAAGGAACGAUUGCUUGGCUCGGCAUCAACCGCGGCUUCGGCCGCCUACCCUGCAGGACUCUGCGCAGAAAUGGCGACCUGGAUCUUCUCCGUCUUCGAUGGGGGGGGUCCUUUUCGGUUUCCCCCGCGCAACACCCUGCUGAACUGCUCGCUUGCGAUUGCCUUAAGAAAGGUCAGGCGCAACGUGGAUGCUUUUCCCUUCGUUACAGAGCUCUUGGCGAGGUUGGUGGCCCACAACUUUCCAGGACGGGUAUUCUCUUCGACUGCUCUCUUCAGGGACCUAAAGCAACCAUUGCACAAAGACACCACAAAUGGGCACUACGACAAUCUGCUACUUUCUUGUUCGGAUUUCAGCGGUGGUGGCCUUUGGGUUCAAUCGAGCAAUGGUGACACGGAACGAGACGUCAAUGGGACCUCGAUGCCUGGAAAGAUUCUUGCCUGGGAGGACCGCAAAAUUAUCUUUGACCCCCAUGGUUGGCACUCGACUGAGGACUGGAGCGGCUGUAGGCUGGUUCUGGCGGCCUAUACCAUUGGCAACGAUGGGCUGCUAUCUCAGUGCGAUCGAGAGAGACUUUCGGGCUUGGGAUUCUUUCUGCCGGGGCAAGGAAAGCGGGGUCCUCCUUCUUCAGAAGAAAACCAGGAUGACGACGCGGCGACACCGCACGUGGAACCUGCGCAGUUGGACCCGGCUCACUCCGGGGGAUCGGCUGCGGACUCGACUGCGGGGGAUCUGGCGUUCAGUGAGUUGGAGUCCGGAUGUGAGGGCCCACCGAUGGUUGGCGACUUCGCAGGUGCUACAGAUGAGUUCGUAGAUGGAUUCGGAUCUGAUGAUGCUUCUCACGAGCUUGCAGCUGUCGAGUCCCCUACGCGUUGUGCAGAAGCUACUGUGUUUGGCCUGUCGCUGCGAGAAUCCCUGUUGGUCAGUUCGAUCCCGGGGAUGGAAGAGCGACUCACUCAGGCUCUUUCUGAAUCAGCAGCGCUUCAGCACAGCAUGCUUCUUGUUCGAGAUGCGGUGGCAGAACUGCAGGGAGAAACCGUCGCUCUCCGGAGCGAUGUACGCGAGGUGCGUCAACGUGUGCAGCUCCUGGAAAGCAGGAUGGAUAAUGUGGAGGACCACAACGGCAAGAUGCUUCAGCUGCUCAAAGGCCAAGCUGAAGCCCUGGAUGCUCAGACUACCAGGCUGUCUCUUGCUAGUGAGGCUGUAGC